Molecule: messenger RNA, 272 nt
Organism: Cladocopium goreaui
Lineage: Eukaryota; Dinophyceae; Suessiales; Symbiodiniaceae
Source: the annotation of a GenBank genome assembly
AUGCACGCGAGAGACGUGAAAACGAAAGGCCGCCAGGCCGCGGACGAGGAGAGUGUGCCUUUCUUAGGCGCAACAUUGCCCACAGUUUUGGUUCAAUUUUUGGAUGCGCACAUCGACAGUGUUUGCAAAUUAACAGACCUAGAUCCAGUCAUGGAGGAGUAUGCCUCGCGCGUGGCCUAUUGCAUCCCCAUAUUGGCCAACGCCGCCGUCACAUACGACGUUUCGAUUCAACAGACGCCGGAGAUGCAGAAGGAGGGCAAGCCUCCCGGCGU